GCCUCUUCCCCACGGAAAUGAAAGGAGCACUUCCGGGUUCUGCCGGAACUUGGAGCCGGCGGCGUUAGUUAAGGCCUCAAACCGAAGCUCCUCCUUCCUUCCGGUCUUUCUGGAAACCGCACUUUGAUCUCGGCGGUGCCGAACAGGUACUUCCCGGCCGCUGCAGGUGCCCUCGGUCCGGUCGGCUGCACCGGGGCGAGCGAGGCCCUCUCUCGGUGUCGGCUGGGAGUUCCGUCGGGGCGCAGCGGGCCUGCGUGCGGCACAAGACGGGAAAGCCGGUUACCCGGGCCGCGGCCCCGGCGCUGACGUUCUGUCCCUUUUUUCUCUUCGCGAUCGGAGCGUCGCAGACGCGCGUGCGAGUCCGUCAUGGCAGAUGCGACCCCGAACGGCCCGCAAGGGGCGGGCGCCGUGCAAUUCCUGAUGACCAAUAAACUGGACACAGCAAUGUGGCUUUCUCGCCUGUUCACAGUUUACUGCUCUGCUUUGUUUGUUUUGCCUCUUCUUGGGUUGCAUGAAGCAGCGAGCUUUUACCAGCGUGCUUUGCUGGCAAAUGCUCUUACCAGCGCUCUGAGGCUACAUCAGAGAUUGCCACACUUCCAGUUAAGCAGAGCAUUCCUGGCCCAGGCUUUGUUAGAAGACAGCUGCCACUACCUAUUGUACUCGCUCAUCUUUGUCAAUUCCUAUCCCGUUACAAUGAGUAUUUUUCCAGUCUUGUUAUUCUCUUUGCUUCAUGCUGCCACGUAUACGAAAAAGGUCCUUGAUGCAAGGGGUUCAAACAGUUUACCUCUGCUGAGAUCUGUCUUGGACAAAUUAAGUGCUAAUCAACAAAAUAUUCUGAAAUUCAUUGCUUGUAAUGAAAUAUUCUUGAUGCCUGCUACAGUUUUUAUGCUUUUUAGUGGUCAAGGAAGUUUGCUCCAGCCUUUUAUAUACUAUAGAUUCCUUACUCUUCGAUAUUCCUCUCGAAGAAAUCCAUAUUGUCGGACUUUGUUCAAUGAACUGAGGAUUGUUGUUGAACACGUAAUAAUGAAACCCGCUUGCCCACUGUUUGUGAGAAGACUUUGUCUCCAGAGCAUUGCCUUUAUAAGCAGAUUGGCACCAACAGUUGCGUAGUUUAACAUCCAGUUAAGCUAUAAAUAUAAUAGAAGCAUUAUUAGCAGCUGGAACUUCUGCUAGGGUUGUAAAUUCCAGGUGUUAUACUGACCUCAAUCCAAUUUACAUAAUUUACAUAAAUGCAUCUCAGUGGAAAAAUAAUCAUUUUCCUGGCAUGUUAAAUCAAGCUUAAAAAGUUAGGAGUAAAUUUUUCUAUGCUGUGUGCUAAUGGUUAAGGAAGUUUGUAUCUAGUGAUAAAUGUACCACAUUUUUUUUUAAGAUGCUGUCAUGCUUAUAUCAUGAAAUACAUUCAUUUCUCUUGUAAAGAUAGCUCUAAAAUUUGUUUCAGCCUAGUUAGUAACCUGCAUUUAUAUUUGGCAUGAGUUUGUUAUGGUAAUAUUAACAUAUGAGAAUUCAGUAAAUUUUGAGACAGUAUUCUUCCUUUUAGUAAUUUUGGUUAAUGAUUUAAACAGAAGCACUUCCUGCUGUGUUUCACUUCAAAUUGUUGAAUUGAUUUUGUGCUGCUUUGUUAGGACAGGUUUAUUUUGGAUGUACCAUUAUAAGAGGAAUUCUAUAUGUAUCAUUUGCUAUGACCUAAAAUUUUAUUUCCGUAAGUA
Molecule: messenger RNA, 1706 nt
Organism: Propithecus coquereli (Coquerel's sifaka)
Lineage: Eukaryota; Metazoa; Chordata; Mammalia; Primates; Indriidae
Gene: TMEM33
Product: transmembrane protein 33
Exons: 7
Coding region: 367-1110 (247 amino acids)
Biological process (GO): endoplasmic reticulum tubular network organization; membrane organization
Cellular component (GO): membrane; endoplasmic reticulum
Source: RefSeq, a predicted model, not a curated record